Trichomycterus rosablanca is the source of this 1368-nucleotide messenger RNA. RefSeq names its product transcription factor B1, mitochondrial (gene tfb1m). The record is from RefSeq and is a predicted model, not a curated record. Gene Ontology annotation, biological process: transcription initiation at mitochondrial promoter; rRNA methylation. Bases 43 to 1077 code for a protein of 344 amino acids. Gene Ontology annotation, molecular function: mitochondrial transcription factor activity; rRNA (adenine-N6,N6-)-dimethyltransferase activity. Lineage: Eukaryota; Metazoa; Chordata; Actinopteri; Siluriformes; Trichomycteridae. The transcript is spliced from 8 exons. Gene Ontology annotation, cellular component: mitochondrial matrix.
AUAACAAGAGGCUGAGCACGGUGCUGCUUUUCUGUUGUGAGAAUGGCAGCAUCUGGAAAAGUGGCGUCCUUUCGCCUGCCUCCUCUCCCCACCAUUGGGGAAAUUAUAAAGCUUUAUAACCUUAGAGCACAGAAGCAGCUCUCUCAGAACUUCCUCCUGGACUUAAGGCUUACAGAUAAAAUAGUGCGACAGGCAGGAAACCUAAAGGAUGCCUGUGUGUGUGAGGUGGGACCUGGACCUGGAGGACUCACCAGAUCCAUCCUCAAUGCAGGAGCAGCCGAUGUUCUGGUUGUGGAAAAGGACUCGCGCUUUAUACCUGGAUUACAGCUUAUAUCUGAGGCGGCUCCUAAUAAAGUCAGAAUAGUCCAUGGAGAUGUUCUCAGUUACAGGAUGGACAGAGGUUUCCCAGCCCAUAUAGCCAGAAAAUGGGAUGAGGAUCCUCCUGAUCUGCACAUCAUCGGAAACCUUCCAUUUAGUGUCUCCACUCCACUGAUGAUUAAGUGGUUGGAGGAAAUGGCCAACAGGAGCGGCCCCUUCAUGUAUGGACGGACAAGACUCACACUAACCUUCCAAAAAGAGGUAGCAGAGAGAUUAACAGCAAACCCUGGAAGCAGGCAGCGCAGCCGUCUCUCCAUCAUGGCACAGUAUUUGAGUACUGUAAAGAACUGCUUCACCAUCCCUGGACGAGCCUUCGUUCCCAAACCAGACGUUGACGUGGGGGUGGUACACUUUACUCCUCUGGCUCAGCCGCAGAUCCAGCAGCCCUUUAAGCUGGUGGAGAAAUUAGUCAGGAACGCCUUUCAGUUCCGGAGGAAACACUGCCACAAAGGACUCGAGAUGUUAUUUCCUGAGGCUCAACGCUAUAGGUUGACGGAGGAGCUGCUACGACAUGCUGAAGUGGACCCAACACUUCGGCCGACUGACCUCUCCAUCGGUCAGUUCAGAGCGCUAGCGGACGUCUACAGCCGACUGUGUAGGGAAAAUCACACACUGUUCAGCUACGACUUCAGAAAAGAGCUGAGACAAAAACGACAGAGCCACCGAGUAAUAAAGAGAGAGAAAAAUGUUAAUGGCUGAUGCUCACGCCAGGAAACAACGGACUGCUCUUAGUGGUGACAUUUUUACUGCAGCUAAGGUAUAAAUAAUUUACACCGUUCCUUUCCAUCUGUCCAGAACAGAAAAGUAAAUCAUAAAUGACCAGUGAAAGCAGAGAAGAAGCUGUUGGGAAAAGAACAUUGCUGCAAAAAUGUGUCAUUAUGGACUUCUAUAAAGUUCAAAAAUACUGUCUGUAAUAAUAUAUGUAUGGGGAGGUAAAAUAUUUUCAACGAGUUUUUCUCAUUGAUGUCAUCAAAUAAAGAUAUAAUUACA